Messenger RNA from Nilaparvata lugens (brown planthopper), 1117 nucleotides. RefSeq names its product odorant receptor 7a-like. Gene Ontology annotation, molecular function: odorant binding; olfactory receptor activity. Gene Ontology annotation, cellular component: plasma membrane. Gene Ontology annotation, biological process: sensory perception of smell; detection of chemical stimulus involved in sensory perception of smell. NCBI's taxonomy places the organism in Eukaryota, Metazoa, Arthropoda, Insecta, Hemiptera, Delphacidae. The transcript has 5 exons. The record is from RefSeq and is a predicted model, not a curated record. The coding region runs from base 18 to 446 and encodes 142 amino acids.
UACAUCAGAAGGCUCUCAUGAUCUCAAAGAACCUAGUCGAGUUCUUCAGACCAAUCAUUCUGUUGAAAGCUAUAUUUUCGUUCUGGAUGUUCGCUGUUUUGAUGGUGGUUAUAACUGAGGAACCAAUAGGCUCUUCAAUUUUCAUCAACUGUGCGUUAUGUCUGCUGUGCACUGGAUAUGAGUUGCUACUGGAUUGCUGGAGUGGAGAACAGUUAGCCAGAAAAAGUGAGAAGGUUGGAGUAGCAGCCUACCAAUGCCAGUGGGAUAGAAUGUCAAAUAGUUCCAGAAAGAAUCUUGUCCUACUCACUUUGAGGGCCCAGAGACCAAUACAGUUGGAUGUCAGGCCUUAUUUGAUUCCAAUGUCACUCAAAACUUAUGUUCAGAUAAUGAAAGCAUCGUUCUCCUGCUAUACACUUCUUCUAAGCAUCAAAGCAGAAAAACACUAGACAACCAGUUGAUAGAUGAUUGUUGUCAACUAGUUUAUAAAUAUUUGUUGACUGGUUGUCAACUUAGAAAACGUAGACAUUGACACUAGUCAAUCAGUUGAUAGAUGGUUGUCGAUAGUUGACACAUAAUUGACAACAGUGAACUAGUUAAUAGAUUUUUGUUGAUCAGUUGAUUGAUGGCUGUCAAUAGUUGAUAUAUGGUUGUUAAUCGUUCAUAGUCAAUAGUUGAUAGUUAUAGGCCUACUUACAUAUUGAUUACUGAAUAGUUGAUUAUAGAAUUUCAUCGGACAUGGAAAUGAAGACUCCAUCUAAGCCAAGAUCUUACUAUCAGAUAAUAAAAUACUUGACAAAUAUUCAAGGAAUGAAAUAAAAAAAGAAUUCAACAAUAGACAAUAGAUUUAUUCAAUCUAAUGGUAACAACAAGCCAACAACAGAAACACAUAAUCACAAUCGACAACAAAAUAUUAUUCUACAAUAUAAAACCACUUCAGAUACUGCAAAUACAAAUUAGACUCUAUUAAAUGAAACCUAAUAAUGAUACGAAAACUAUUUUCAUAUUAUUCUCAAUGUACUGAAUUAUAAUGAGUGAUAUUUACGAUCGCUAUCUAUUAUUUAUCUUUGUCAUCAGAUUUCUUUGUCACAUAAUUCAUAAAGUCUGUGAAAUUUUCAAA